Molecule: messenger RNA, 535 nt
Organism: Oryza brachyantha (malo sina)
Lineage: Eukaryota; Viridiplantae; Streptophyta; Magnoliopsida; Poales; Poaceae
Exons: 4
Coding region: 121-387 (88 amino acids)
Source: RefSeq, a predicted model, not a curated record
UAGGCAUCUUCGUCUACCCGUCGCCUCCGCCGCCGCUCGCCGGCUCCUCUUGGGAUCGCACGCGGCGCGCAGGGAGAGAGUUGGGGCCUUGGGGGGCCGUUCGGUGCUUGCGAAGAGAGGAUGGGCGAGGAGAGGCCGGUGCCGAGGAGGGAGAGCCCCUGGGGCUUGCCGGAGGGAGACAAGCGGGAGCCCAAGGCGCACCGCUGCAACGACCGCGCCGAGGACGUCGUCCAGGCUUGCUUUGAAGGGAACCCAUUCAAGACAGUUCCAGGUCCAUUCAAGCUCUUUUGGCAAUGCAUGCGUUCAAAACCUGGGGAGGAACCAACGGAACCAUAUACUUACCUGCAGCUGGAUCCUCCAAAGAGAGCGGAAGUCAAGCUAGAGUAAACAACACCCAAAUCGUUCACAAAUGUGUUUAGUUUAUUUCCUACUGGUUUGCCUUUGAAACAACGCUUUAUCUCCUAGGGAUCGUGUUGUGCACAGUGCCUUAUCUUUGGGUAUCCAAUAAAAAUAGAACUUGUCAAACCCUGAUCCA